Messenger RNA from Plasmodium falciparum 3D7, 1098 nucleotides. RefSeq names its product OBG GTPase family GTP-binding protein (gene RBG1). The record is from RefSeq and is a predicted model, not a curated record. Lineage: Eukaryota; Apicomplexa; Aconoidasida; Haemosporida; Plasmodiidae. Gene Ontology annotation, molecular function: magnesium ion binding; GTPase activity; GTP binding.
AUGUCGAUCUUACAAAAGAUUGCCGAUAUUGAAGCCGAAAUGGCCAAAACCCAAAAAAACAAAGCUACGAAUUAUCACUUGGGAUUAUUGAAAGCUAAAUUAUCAAAAUUAAAAGCUCAGUUAAUUGAAGGAGGUACAAAAGGAGGAGGAGAAGGAGAAGGUUUUGAUGUAUCCAAAACAGGAGAUGCAAGAAUUGGUUUGGUUGGAUUUCCAUCUGUAGGGAAGUCUACAUUAUUAAAUAAAUUAACAGGCACCUUUUCUGAAGUAGCAUCAUAUGAAUUUACUACCUUAACUUGUGUACCAGGUAUAUUUAAAUAUAAAGGAGCAAAAAUGCAAUUAUUAGAUCUUCCUGGAAUAAUUGAAGGAGCAAAGGAUGGGAAGGGAAGAGGUAAACAAGUUAUAGCUGUAGCCAAAAGCUGUUCUUUAAUUCUAAUCGUUUUAGAUGUAUUAAAACCAUUAACAUAUAAAAAAAUUAUAGAAAAAGAAUUAGAAGGAUUUGGUAUAAGACUAAAUAAAAAACCACCAAAUAUUAUUUUCCAAAAAAAAGAUAAAGGAGGUAUUAAUAUUACACAUACUGUACCAUUAAAUAAUUUAGAUGAAGAUAUGAUUAAAUCAAUUUGUCAUGAAUACAGAAUUAUAAAUGCAAAUAUUUCUAUAAGAUGUGAAGCCACUGUAGAUGACAUUAUAGAUGUUAUAGAAGGAAAUCGUUUAUAUGUACCAUGCAUUUAUGUAUUAAAUAAAGUUGAUCAAAUAACAAUGGAAGAAUUAAAUCUUGUAACCAAACUACCCCAUAAUGUUCCUAUUUCGGCUCAUUUAGAAUGGAAUCUAGAUGGACUCCUAGAAGCUAUAUGGAAUUAUCUAGAUUUAGUUCGUAUAUAUACAAAACCGAAAGGACAAAUACCAGAUUAUGAAUCUCCUGUUAUUUUGAAAAAAGAAAAAUGUAAAGUUGAAAACUUCUGUAAAAAAAUACACAGAUCUUUAGUACAACAAUUAAAAUAUGCCCUCGUAUGGGGAAAAUCGGUCAAGCAUAAUCCGCAAAAAGUGGGUAAGGACCACGAAUUGAAUGACGAGGAUGUGGUUCAAUUGGUUAAAAAGUAA